This is a messenger RNA of Penicillium diatomitis, 537 nucleotides long. RefSeq lists its product as uncharacterized. The record is from RefSeq and is a predicted model, not a curated record. NCBI's taxonomy places the organism in Eukaryota, Fungi, Ascomycota, Eurotiomycetes, Eurotiales, Aspergillaceae. The transcript is spliced from 3 exons. The coding region runs from base 1 to 537 and encodes 178 amino acids.
AUGGACGUUUUCCGAGCGUAUACCUAUUCGACGGCGGGUUGGCUUACAUUGCAAAGCCUACCUCUGAUCCUGAGCCCGGGGAUAAUCACAGCUCUUAUGCUGGACGAGACUCGCCAAGCCUCAUCGGUCGAGGUCUACUUUGCUCGGUGUCUUGGCUUUAGCCUUCUUACAAUCGCCGUUUUGACAGCUAUGCUGACUGGCUCGAUCCCCUUGACUUCAACGAUCUCCGAGCCAGUCACAACCGAAGACUCAGAUCCUAAAGCGCCAUACGCCAACCCAACAUUAAUGAUCACUUUCUUAUUUCAAUCGGCGUGUGCAUUCUACGCGUACACGAGAUUUGUGACCACCGGACAGGGUAUUUUCACUCUUGGGGUGGCUGUGAACGCUUCCAUUGCCGCUGUUGGCCUAUGGUGUCUGCUCUUUGCGACAAGCAAUGGGAAGAUUAGUCGAAAGACAGGCGUUGACAAGCGGGCAUCUGGAUACCCCUUUGCAAACUCAGAGGCCGCUAAGAGACACCCGAACAAGAAGUCUUUGUAA